AUGCAUAAUCCAAAAGCAUGGAUUACGAAGAUGCUGACCUCCAACUGGUUCCACCAGUGUUUUAUCCCACAAGUCAGUAAAUAUCUCUUAGAGAAGGGCUUGCCAUUUAAGAUCCUUCUCCUUAUGGAUAACGCUGGUGGACACGCAACUGAUCUGUCGCAUGAGGGCAUUCAGGUUGAGUUCCUGCCACCCAACACAACGUCAUUAAUUCAACCGAUGGACCAGGGGGUUAUCAGGGCGUUCAAGGCCCUCUACACGAAGAAUACCUUCGCGGACCUCGUUGCGUGUGUGGAUGCUGCCCAAGAUGAUGAGGAUGAAACAUUCAAUUUGAAGGCGUACUGGCGGCAGUACACAAUAGCCACGUGCCUGCAGAACAUCCAAAAGGCACUGAAAGAAAUGAAACCUGCUACUGUUAAUGCGAGCUGGAAGAAGUUGUGGCCCCAGAUUGUUUACGAUGACAAGGGAUUUACACCUGCUGAGAUUCAACACUCUGCAAUACGGAAAUCUGUGCAGUUGGCUGCGAUAAUUGGAGGUGACGGGUUUGGUGACAUGACGACUGAAGACGUCGACGAGUUAUUGGACUGCCAUUCCCAGCCGCUCGAAGACUUGACGAAAUCGGCCAGUGACGAAGACAGUGAAACACAGGAAGAGACCCAAGAAAUUGUCGAAGAAACGGGCUUAACAUUAGAACGGCUUGCCAAGCUCUGCAACCUUGCGAAGGAGUUGAAAGAAUUGUCGCAAGAGUGGGAGGAGGAUAUGGUUCGUUCUCUGCAAUUCUGCAACAAAAUCGACGAAGACAUGACUCCCUACAGGAUGCUCUUCGAGCAAAAAAAGAAGCAGCGGCAGCAACUUCCGAUCACAAUGUUCUUCCAGCCUCGCAAAAAAGAGCCAGUUCCUCCUGCUACUAUGCCUUUGGAAGAAAUUGAAGAAGUGUCCCAGGAAGAAGUUGAAGAGGUGUCCCAGGAAAAGACACCUCCGUCUGAAGAGACGUAA
Molecule: messenger RNA, 993 nt
Organism: Macrobrachium nipponense
Lineage: Eukaryota; Metazoa; Arthropoda; Malacostraca; Decapoda; Palaemonidae
Product: tigger transposable element-derived protein 1-like
Exons: 1
Coding region: 1-993 (330 amino acids)
Cellular component (GO): nucleus
Molecular function (GO): DNA binding
Source: RefSeq, a predicted model, not a curated record